UUUUUUCCACCUCUAUCUAUUUACACAGACGAGCUAGACGGGAGGGGUGGGAGACUGGAUUUUUUUUAUAUACCGGCGCUCUCCUUCCAUCAUGACACUUCACUGCCGUGGUUGAGGCUGUUGCCAGAUUCCCACUGUCUGGAUCUAUGGCGAACUACAGCCAUGCGGGUACUGGGAGCAGCGAGAACCUAAUGCAGAAUGUGUCUCCCCUGGCGACGUUCUUCAAGCUGACAUCGCUGGGAUUCAUCAUUGGAGUCGGCGUGCUGGGCAACCUCCUCAUCUCCUUCCUGCUGGUUAAAGACAAGACCCUACACCGGGCUCCUUACUACUUCUUGCUGGAUCUCUGCUCAUCUGAUAUCAUCCGUUCGGCGGUGUGCUUCCCUUUUGUGUUCCUCUCGGUAAAAAACGGCUCCUCCUGGUCCUACGGGACCCUGAGCUGCAAAGUGAUCGCCUUCGUCGGGGUCCUCUCCUGCUUCCACGCCGUCUUCAUGCUCUUCUGCGUGAGUGUCACCCGCUACAUCGCCAUCGCCCACCACCGUUUCUACUCUAAGCGGCUGACUUUCUGGACUUGUUUGGCCAUCAUCUGUAUGGUGUGGACCCUAUCGGUGGCUAUGGCUUUCCCUCCCGUCUUCGACGUGGGCACUUACACCUUCAUCAGGGAGGAAGAGCAGUGUAUCUUUGAGCACAGGUACUUCAAAGUCAACGACUCGCUGGGCUUCAUGCUCAUGUUCGUAGUAAUCGUCCUGGCCACUCACAUCGUGUAUCUGAAGUUGAUCUUCUUUGUGUAUGACCGGCGCAAGAUGAAGCCCGUCCAACUGGUGCCGGCAGUGAGCCAGAACUGGACUUUCCACGGACCCGGGGCCAACGGACAAGCGGCCGCCAACUGGAUCGCUGGCUUUGGCCGAGGCCCAACCCCACCCACUCUGUUGGGAAUCAGACAAAAUCCUCAGGGCCAGGGCAUGAGGAGGAGGCUGCUAGUCAUGGACGAGUUCAAAACGGAGAAAAGAAUUGGCAGGAUGUUCUACCUGAUUACCUUUUUCUUCGUAGCUCUCUGGUGCCCAUAUCUAGUGGCUUGCUACUGGCGCGUCUUUGUGAAAGGUCCCGCUGUUCCACGUGGUUACAUGACGGCUGCUGUCUGGAUGACUUUUGCCCAAGCUGGAGUCAAUCCAUUUAUCUGCAUCUUCUCCAACAGGGAGCUAAGACGUUGUUUCAGCACCAACAUCCUUUACUGUCGAAAAUCCAGGUUACCAAGGGAACCUUACUGCGUUAUAUGAGCGCUAGUGCUGUAUGUUUCUGAGACUUCAUCGACGGAAGUUACCCUAAUUUUAUCAAGCAACAGACGGAACAGUAAUUGUCGUGGUCUGCGGCACUGGGCCCCUUUUGGUGUUCUGGCGAGGGCGAUUUGCAAAGAAACGAUCAUCAACCUUUCACAGAAUGGUCUUUAAUUUAUUUCUGCUAUCUCUGUCUUAAUGUUCAAGGUAUUUCAAUACAGUUUCUGUGGAAAUUGGUAUUAUUAUCAUGCCAUCUGCACA
Messenger RNA from Hypanus sabinus (Atlantic stingray), 1532 nucleotides. It is a transcript of the gene gpr85, whose product is annotated as G protein-coupled receptor 85. Bases 147 to 1274 code for a protein of 375 amino acids. Gene Ontology annotation, molecular function: G protein-coupled receptor activity. Gene Ontology annotation, cellular component: plasma membrane. The transcript has a single exon. The record is from RefSeq and is a predicted model, not a curated record. Gene Ontology annotation, biological process: G protein-coupled receptor signaling pathway. Lineage: Eukaryota; Metazoa; Chordata; Chondrichthyes; Myliobatiformes; Dasyatidae.